AUUCCUGCGUUCACGCUCUGACGAAGGAAGCUGAGUAAGUCAUCCAUGAAGAUUAUUUCUCUUUAUUCAGAAGCAUAAAGUUGUUUGCUGAUUGCAAGAAGAUGUUUCUUUGGCUCUUUCUGAUUUUGUCAGCCCUGAUUUCUUCGACAAAUGCAGAUUCUGACAUAUCAGUGGAAAUUUGCAAUGUGUGCUCCUGUGUGUCAGUGGAGAAUGUGCUUUAUGUCAACUGUGAGAAGGUUUCAGUCUACAGACCAAACCAGCUGAAACCGCCUUGGUCAAAUUUUUACCACCUCAAUUUCCAAAACAAUUUUUUAAAUAUCCUCUAUCCAAAUACAUUCUUGAAUUUUUCACACGCAGUAUCUCUGCAGCUGGGAAAUAAUAAACUGCAGAACAUUGAGGGAGGAGCCUUUCUUGGGCUCAGUGCAUUAAAGCAGUUGCACUUGAACAACAAUGAAUUAAAGAUUCUCCGAGCUGACACUUUCCUUGGCAUAGAGAACUUGGAGUAUCUCCAGGCUGACUACAAUUUAAUCAAGUAUAUUGAACGAGGAGCCUUCAAUAAGCUCCACAAACUGAAAGUUCUCAUUCUUAAUGACAAUCUGAUUUCAUUCCUUCCUGAUAAUAUUUUCCGAUUCGCAUCUUUGACCCAUCUGGAUAUACGAGGGAACAGAAUCCAGAAGCUCCCCUAUAUCGGAGUUCUGGAACACAUAGGCCGAGUUGUCGAAUUGCAACUAGAAGAUAACCCUUGGAACUGUAGCUGCGAUUUGCUGCCUUUAAAAGCUUGGCUGGAGAAUAUGCCAUAUAACAUUUACAUAGGAGAAGCUAUCUGUGAAACUCCCAGUGACUUAUAUGGAAGGCUUUUAAAAGAAACCAACAAACAAGAAUUAUGCCCCAUGGGCACAGGCAGUGAUUUUGAUGUACGGAUCCUGCCUCCAUCUCAGCUGGAAAAUGGCUAUACCACUCCCAAUGGUCACACUACUCAAACAUCCUUACACAGGUUAGUGACCAAAGCACCCAAAACUACCAAUCCUUCCAAGAUCUCUGGAAUCGUGGCGGGCAAGGCCCUCUCCAACCGCAAUCUCAGUCAGAUUGUGUCUUACCAAACAAGGGUGCCUCCUCUUACACCUUGCCCUGCGCCUUGCUUUUGCAAAACACAUCCUUCAGACUUUGGACUGAGUGUCAACUGCCAAGAGAAAAAUAUACAGUCCAUGUCUGAACUGACACCGAAACCUUUAAAUGCCAAGAAGCUGCAUGUCAAUGGCAAUAGCAUCAAAGAUGUGGACAUCUCAGACUUCACCGAGUUUGAAGGACUGGAUCUGCUCCAUUUAGGCAGUAAUCAGAUUGCAGUGAUAAGGGGAUAUGUAUUCCACAAUCUCACUAAUUUACGCAGGCUCUAUCUCAAUGGCAAUCAGAUUGAGAGACUGUAUCCUGAAAUAUUUUCAGGGCUUCAUAACCUGCAGUAUCUGUAUUUGGAAUACAAUUUGAUUAAGGAAAUCCUAGCGGGCACCUUUGACUCCAUGCCAAAUUUGCAGUUGCUCUACUUGAACAACAAUCUCUUGACGAGCCUGCCCGUGUACGUUUUCUCUGGGGCACCCCUUGCCAGGCUCAACCUGAGGAACAACAAGUUCAUGUACCUGCCUGUCAGCGGGGUCCUCGAUCAGCUGCAGUCCCUCACGCAGAUCGACCUGGAGGGCAACCCGUGGGACUGCACUUGUGACUUGGUGGCCUUGAAGCUGUGGCUGGAGAAGCUGAAUGACGGGAUUGUGGUGAAGGAGCUGAAGUGCGAAACGCCUGUUCAGUUUGCCAACAUUGAGCUGAAGUCCCUCAAAAAUGAAAUCCUGUGUCCCAAAUUCUUAAACAAGCCAUCUGCGCCCUUCACCAGCCCUGCGCCCGCCGUUGCCUUCACCACCCCGUUGGGGCCCAUCCGAAGUCCUCCUGGCGGCCCGGUGCCUCUGUCCAUCUUAAUCUUAAGUAUCCUGGUGGUCCUCAUUUUAACCGUGUUCGUCGCCUUUUGCCUGCUUGUUUUCGUGCUGCGGAGAAACAAGAAGCCCGCGGCGAAGCACGAGGGCCUGGCGGGCGCCGAGUGCGGCUCGGUGCAGCUGCAGCUCAGGAAGCACGACCCCAAGGCCGCCAAGGAGGGGCUGGGCAGCGAGGCCUUCAUCCCGCAGACCAUCGAGCAGAUGAGCAAGAGCCACACGUGCGGCCUGAAAGAGUCGGACGCGGGCUUCAUGUUCUCAGAGCCCCCGGGGCAGAAGGUCCCCCUGCGGACCGGCGACAGGGACAAGGAUUUACUGCACGCGGACAGCAGGAAGAGGCUGAGCACAAUCGACGAGCUGGAUGAACUGUUCCCGAGCAGGGAUUCCAAUGUGUUUAUCCAGAACUUUCUAGAAAGCAAAAAGGAGUACAACAGCAUAGGGGUCAGUGGCUUCGAGAUCCGCUAUCCAGAGAAACCACAGGACAAAAAGAACAAGAAGUCCCUGAUCGGCGGCAACCACAGUAAAAUCGUGGUGGAGCAGAGGAAGAGCAGCGAGUAUUUCGAACUGAAGGCCAAGCUCCAGAGCUCCCCCGACUACCUGCAGGUCCUUGAGGAGCAGACGGCUUUGAACAAGAUCUAGGCCCCGCAGUUUUCCUUCAAGCAGAGGACAUUUAUUUAACGAUGAAAGUGCCUUUUGUUGACUUUUGACUCUCAAAUACUAUAUUAUCAAUAGGCAUAGAGACCCGUGUUUCCAAGGGUGUCUCAUUAGCUGUAGCUGCAGACAUGUGUCCAGUAGAAGAGAAUUUCCUUAAUAGAUUUUACUACAUAAAACCUAUACUGUGGAAGUCCUGUGGGGAUACUGCAAACUCUAUUGCCAAAGGGAUGCUUUAUAUACAUAAUACACUGACUUUAACCUCAAGAGGCAAAUCUGUUUUGUACCCCGAUGCAAAACCUUCGUCUCUUCGUGCUUUGUAAAGCGAAGUCAAGAAAACUGGUACCAGUGUUCCUGCCUCAGCUGGGUCCUUCAUCUUGCACGUAGAUUAAGUUGGUGGAACUGGAAUAAUCCUUUUGAUUUGUGGCAUUGUAACAACUCUGUGUAAAGAUUAUCUGAAAAGUUAAAAAAAAAGCAUGCAAAGAGAGAACAUUCGAUAGUAUUUGUAAAUCGGUAACCUUUAUGGCCUGCAUCUUGAAACCGCUGGAUUUAUAAUGUUAAAUUGUGCAAAUAUUUGUUUAAAAUAUACCAUGCAUCACAUAACUAUAAAAUAAAUUUGACAAUUUUAAGCAUUACUUGUCUAUACAUAAAACCCAAGAGGAAAAAAAAAAAUCAAUGUGAGUUACAUAGCGUUUGUGGUGAUCUGAAAAAAUACGUGACGUUUAUCAGAAUUAAUCAUGGCUCAAAUUAAACUAACAUUAGAGUUUGUUCUCAGUUAUGUGAAAUACCCACAAUCCUUAAAGGUUGUCCAAAAUUAGCGAAGUGCUUACCGUGUGAGCGCACCCAAAGCUAUUUUUGUAACAUAAUUCAUAUUUAUGAAGUACUUUGUAUACUAAAUAGGAAAAUAUGUACUCCUUAAUAUGUAUUUAAUAUGCCUGACUUCUUUUCCUGAUCACAGGGAAUUUAUCAAUAAGUGUAAAUUUAGACAGAAAAAAUAUACCAAACUGAAACUGAAGCUUAUGUGUACAGAAAUAUUCUGGACAUGGUGAUCAGGUAUAAUUUAAAAACAAAACAAAACAAAA
Miniopterus natalensis is the source of this 3706-nucleotide messenger RNA. Lineage: Eukaryota; Metazoa; Chordata; Mammalia; Chiroptera; Miniopteridae. The record is from RefSeq and is a predicted model, not a curated record.